This is a messenger RNA of Sesamum indicum (sesame), 1895 nucleotides long. RefSeq names its product sucrose transport protein SUC2. Gene Ontology annotation, cellular component: vacuole; plasma membrane. Gene Ontology annotation, biological process: sucrose transport. Lineage: Eukaryota; Viridiplantae; Streptophyta; Magnoliopsida; Lamiales; Pedaliaceae. The record is from RefSeq and is a predicted model, not a curated record. Gene Ontology annotation, molecular function: sucrose:proton symporter activity.
GUACUACUCCAAAAGUCCUGAGCCCCUCUGCAUGUAGAUAUAUACAUACACAGAGAUACAAAGAGAAGGUGAGGUCGACCAAACUUAUACAGACAGCUUCAUGGAGGUUGGGGGUGAAGUGAAAAACAAUGCCCCGUCGUCCUUCCAGCUACAGCAGCCGCCUACGCCGGCGGAGCCGCUGCGGAAGAUCAUCCUCGUGGCUGCGAUAGCCGCGGGGGUGCAAUUCGGGUGGGCACUGCAGCUCUCCCUUUUGACUCCUUACGUGCAGUUACUGGGCAUACCCCACGCUUGGGCGGCCUUCAUUUGGCUGUGUGGCCCCAUUUCUGGUUUGUUAGUCCAGCCCAUAGUCGGCUACUACAGUGACAACUGUACCUCCCGGUUUGGGCGGCGCCGACCAUUCAUCACCGCCGGUGCCGGCCUUGUUGCGGUGGCUGUCUUUCUUAUUGGUUUCGCUGCUGAUUUGGGACAUGCGGCGGGUGAUUCUCUUGGCAAGGGUCCGAAGCCUAGGGCUAUUGCUGUUUUCGUGGUUGGGUUUUGGAUUCUAGAUGUUGCAAAUAACAUGUUGCAGGGGCCGUGUAGGGCAUUUUUGGCUGAUUUAUCCGGCGGAAAUGCGAGAAAAAUGAGCACCGCUAAUGCUUUGUUCUCCUUUUUCAUGGCGGUCGGCAAUGUUCUAGGCUACGCCGCGGGUUCAUACACCAGCCUAUACAAGAUCUUCCCAUUCUCCAAAACCGAAGCCUGCGACUUGUACUGUGCGAACCUCAAGAGCUGUUUUUUCAUCUCCAUAGCUCUUCUGUUGACUAUGACAGUACUCGCACUCACCAUUGUUCGUGAAACCGCACCCGCCGCCGCGCCGGAACAGACGGCAGUGGCUAAGAAGGGGAAGAUUCCGGUGUUUGGGGAGUUAUUCGGUGCGCUGAAGGACUUGCCCCGGACGAUGUGGAUUUUGCUGCUGGUGACGUGUCUGAAUUGGGUUGCUUGGUUCCCUUUCCUGUUAUUCGACACUGAUUGGAUGGGAAGGGAGGUGUACGGAGGUGAGGUGGGGACAAAGCUGUACGAUCAUGGAGUACGCGCCGGUGCAUUGGGGUUGAUGAUCAACUCUAUAGUCUUGGGCUUAGCUUCCCUUGGGGUUCAAUUCUUGGCGCGUAGGCCUCGCCGGGUGAAGAAAUUGUGGGGUGCGGUCAACUUUUUGUUGGCAAUUUGUUUGGCCAUGACUGUUUUGAUCACCAAGUUAGCGGAGCGCGGCCGGCCGGCCUCCGGUGCCACUGCACCCCCGGCGGUGGGUAUAAAGGUUGGAGCUUUGGCCCUUUUCGCCGUCCUUGGCAUUCCUCUAGCAGUAACUUACAGCAUCCCAUUUGCUUUGGCUUCCAUAUUUUCCAGUAAUUCUGGUUCAGGACAAGGUCUGUCGCUUGGAGUUCUGAAUCUUGCAAUAGUCAUACCACAGAUGGUGGUGUCUGUGGCUAGUGGGCCAUGGGAUGAAUUGUUUGGAGGUGGUAACUUACCAGCGUUCGUGGUGGGUGCCAUUGCAGCCGCGGUGAGUGGUAUUUUAUCCCUCGUCAUGCUGCCGUCACCGCCUGAUGAUGUUGCAGCAGCUAAGGCUAUGACCGUCGGAGGAUUUCACUGAAAUGUUUACGUCGCAUUUAAGUUCUCUUUCCGGGCUUGAAGUUGUUCGCAUCUCGUUUUUCUGGGGAUUGUAAUUUUUGUUGCCCCCCACCCCCGGGCCAUCUAGUGCUUUCUUUCUGUCAGAAACUAUGGCCAGAUUUGUAAACGCUAAGCGUGAUAUUGGUAUGACUGUUAAGUAUGGUCUUCCGGGGAUGCCUAAACUAGUUUUCUAUUUCAUUAUGAAGGUCUUGAAAUCAUUUAUCCGAAUUCCAGAGCAAUUACAUUUACGUUUGGGA